Molecule: messenger RNA, 732 nt
Organism: Hydra vulgaris (swiftwater hydra)
Lineage: Eukaryota; Metazoa; Cnidaria; Hydrozoa; Anthoathecata; Hydridae
Source: RefSeq, a predicted model, not a curated record
AUGAUUCCUAUAAACAUUCCACCAAGCCUUACCAUAUCCGAAACAAGACAACUUAUAGAACUUUGUUUACACCGUUGUUAUUUCUUGUGGAACAAUGAGAUCCAUGAAUUGAAGAACUCCGGUCCUAUAGGUCUUUCAUUCAUAGUCGUAGUAGCAGAAUCUUUUAUACAACAUCAUAAAGAAAACGCUUUUAAAAUUGCAAUGGCAGUAAAUGCUCCUCUUGACCUAAAAUCCUAUCUUCGAUAUGUUGACGAUAGUCAUGCUAGAUUUUCUAACGCUCAAGAAGCAGAACAAUUCCUAAUUAUCUUGAACAAACAACACCCUCCAAUACAAUAUACAAUCGAAAUUGAAAGUGAAAAUAGAACUCUAAACUUCCUCGAUUUAACCAUAGUAAAUAACACCAAAGGUAAAUACGAGUUUAAAGUUUACAGAAAGAACGCCAUUACAAAUAUUCAAAUUAAACCUCACUCAAAUCAUGACCCCAAAAUUCUAAACGCAAUAUUUAAAGGUUACGUUCACAGAGCUUACUCUAUAUGCAGUGAUUUAUAUUUAGAAGAUGAAAUUAAUUUUAUAUUUCACGUAUUUAAAGAGAAUGGAUACAACAUAUGUCAACUUACACGCAUUGCAAACUUAAUCAGAAAUAAACGGUCCAUAAAAAGCAACAAAAUUCAAUCAGGUACUCUUAAUCUCCUUACUGUAUCAUUACCGUGGAUACCAUCACUAUCCCCAUAA